Copidosoma floridanum is the source of this 879-nucleotide messenger RNA. RefSeq names its product larval cuticle protein 65Ag1 pseudogene. The record is from RefSeq and is a predicted model, not a curated record. Lineage: Eukaryota; Metazoa; Arthropoda; Insecta; Hymenoptera; Encyrtidae.
AUGAAAUUGUUCAUCGCUUUCAUUGCCAUUUUGGCCACCGCUAUAGCUACUCCACAGUUCAAAGAAGGACCACAGCGACCACAGCCACCUCAACGACCACUGUCGCCCCAGCGACUACAGCCACCCCAGAAACCUCAGCUGCCGCAACAACCACAGCUGCCUCAACAACCACAGCCACCCCAGCAACCUCAGCUGCCGAAACAACCACAGCUGCCUCAACAACUACAGCCACCCCAGAAACCUCAGCUGCCGCAACAACCACAGCUGCCUCAACAACCACAACCACCCCAGCAACCUCAGCUGCCGCAACAACCACAGCUGCCUCAACAACCACAGCCACCCCAGCAACCUCAGCUGCCGCAACAACCACAGCUGCCUCGUAUUAAGCAACCUCAGCUGCCGCAACAACCACAGCUGCCUCAACAACCACAACCACCCCAGCAACCUCAGCUGCCGCAACAACCACAGCUGCCUCAACGACCACAACCACCCCAGCAACCUCAGCUGCCUCAGCCACCCCAACAACCUCAGCUGCCCCAACAACCACAACCACCCCAGCAACCUCAGCUGCCGCAACAGCCUAAUACGCCAUCGACUGUCCAGCCCCCCAAAGUCUUUGUAGUCAAAGAGACCCCCUUUUACAACUCCGGUGGCACCGAUGGCUACCUGUACAACUGGUUAUACGAACUCUCCGAUGGUCAGAAACGCCAGGAGUCCGGCCAACUCGUGAGCAUCGGCCCCAAUCCCGAAGAUACCGUCCUUCGCGUCCGUGGAUCCUACAGCUACAUCAACCCCACCAACGGGCAGAACUACACAGUCACCUACGUCGCCGAUCAAAAGGGUUUCCAGCCUCAGAGCGCCCACCUGCCCAGAGUUUGA